ACCAUAAGCACCAUGUGGAAAAAUCUGACAAGUUCCCUCUCCCCAUAAACAUCAUCAAAUUUGUCAAGAUGGUCGGGUCCAUACCAAACGACAUCUUUCAAUUCUCUACAGUCGCCGCUCUCAAGGCCGGCUUCAACCAAGGUCAACCACGAACAUCAGAUCUCACCUCACACGGCUCAGACGGCAUUGGUGUCUACGAAAAUGGCAAUCUCAUGAUGCUGAAAUCCGGCCAAGCCUUCACCAUCACCAAAGAGGGGAAAGCCAAACCAGCACCUGCAAACGCACGCCUUCCCCUCGCUCUAGUGACUGUUUAUGAGCCUAACUUCCGUAUCAAAAUACCGUCCAUAACCAUAGACGGCCUCGAGGAGCUCACUUCUUCCGAUGAAUUGGGACCUACAAAAGGUGUCAAUACGCUCAUGCCAUUCAGAAUAUUCGGCCGCUUCGAAUCGAUAGAGUUUGAACAUGGGCCUGGCCGCAACGCAAUCGAUGGUGUCAUUUUCGGUUUCAUUGUGCCGGAAUGGAUGAAGGCUAUCAGUGGACCGCGUAUUCAUGCACACUUUCUGGAUACGAGCGAGGAGGUUGGUGGCAGGGUGACGGACUUCCAGAUGGCGGAUCAGGCGUUGUUGGACUUUGCAAAGUGUGGGAGGUUUCAUUUGGGGUUUCCGCAGGGAGAGGAGUGGGAAAAUAUCAAGCUGUGAUGAAAGUUUUCGUACUGGAAUGAAUCGGAGACUUUGCAGAUGACACAAGAGAUUACAUGACGAGGAUAAUGAUAGGAAAUGAUACCGAUGAAGUAUGAUU
Molecule: messenger RNA, 798 nt
Organism: Bipolaris maydis ATCC 48331
Lineage: Eukaryota; Fungi; Ascomycota; Dothideomycetes; Pleosporales; Pleosporaceae
Biological process (GO): acetoin biosynthetic process
Molecular function (GO): acetolactate decarboxylase activity
Source: RefSeq, a predicted model, not a curated record